Messenger RNA from Orbicella faveolata, 2739 nucleotides. Its product is annotated as melatonin receptor type 1B-like. Gene Ontology annotation, molecular function: G protein-coupled receptor activity. The record is from RefSeq and is a predicted model, not a curated record. Gene Ontology annotation, biological process: G protein-coupled receptor signaling pathway. Lineage: Eukaryota; Metazoa; Cnidaria; Anthozoa; Scleractinia; Merulinidae. Gene Ontology annotation, cellular component: membrane.
CUGCAUCGCAAUAACUUUCCAGAUAUCUUCAAAACUUUUUCAUCUUCUGCGAUCAUCGCGGAUCAUGAAGGAUUCUCUUUCCCUUGAGCUUGCCACGAGGACGGAGACCUUACUUUGGAUUGAAACUGUUUUGUUGGCCGUUAUCAAUGCCGUGGCCCUCUGUGGCAAUCUUCUUACUUGUUACGCUGUGCACAGAAAUCGGGGGCUUCGUACCCUUCCCAACAUGUUUGUAGUAGCACUUGCUGUAAGCGACAUUCUGAUGUCCAUUUGCUGUAUGCCUUUUUCAGUUGCAACAUUGUUUCGAGGAGAGUGGAUGUUUGGCGAAACUUUUUGUCGUUUUCACGGCUUGGGAGUGUUUAUGUUUGCAAUGGCUUCUAUCAAUACCAUGGUAAUAAUUGCAGUGAGCCGAUAUUUCCGUGUUGUGAAGUCAGGAAAGUAUACCGCAGUUUUUAAAAAACAAAGAGCCUUGAUGUACAUUGCUGUAGUAUGGUUGCUAGCGUUCGUUGGAUCUGUUCCUCCCUUCUUUUUCAAAAACGGUGCGGUUAAAUUUCAGGCGGGUAAAGCAAUGUGCAUGUACUCGUUUCAAAGUAACCUCGCUUACACCGUAUUUCUCGAGUGCGUUUACAUCGCAACCCCUUUAACGGUUAUCGUCAUCUGUUACGCCAAGGUCUUCUACACAGUGUCGAGAUCAAACAGAGUCUUCUUACAAGAAAAUAAACCCCAGCAACUUAGAGCGAACGUGGAAGAAGCCAAAGUGACCAAGACAUUAGCGGCAAUAAUGGUCGGUUUUACGUGUUGUUGGCUUCCUGUUUGUAUCGUGGAUAACAUUGACGCUGCCCGCGGGAGAGACACUUUGUCAAGACAGGUGUACCUUGCAUACGGGCUCUUGUGCUAUUUGAGUAGCACCAUCAAUCCCUUUAUAUAUGGUGCCACGAAUAAACAAUUCAGACAAGAGUACAAAACUAUUUUGAGUAACGUUAUUUUCUUUGGGUGGCAGAGUAAUGAUAACAACUAAGAAUGACAAACAGUUUGCUGCGCAAUAUUGCAGAGUCGAAGUUACAGAUGUUUUCACUUCUUUUUCACCCCAACCAAAUGACAGAAUAAGGAAAAGAGAGUUUUCGGAAUUACUUGUGUGUCGAGGGGACAGUGGAAACUGCUAUCUUUGCUUUACUUAAUGACAACGGAGUUUGCUUUGUUUGGUAGAAGGAUUUUUACUGAAUUUAAACACCCGUAAUUAAGAGAUAAAUUACUUUAUUUCCUUAAUAUUUUUUUCCCGUUUUUCCGCCUGUUUCAACGUCUGAUUGAUUGGAUCUAUCACGGUCGAUCGCUCAUUACUUUUAAAUCGAUUAGCGAAUCGUUUUGGAAUUUGCGGCUCAGCAUUUGCCUGGUUUGAAUCUUAUCUUAGAGAAAGAUUUCACUUUGUUAGUAUUCGGGGUGCUGGGUCUGCCACGCGUCCGUUAUCCUGCGGAGUGCCUCAGGGGUCCGAGCUGCGACUAAUAUUGUAUCUACGUUACACCUCGCCACUUGGUGAUAUCGUCAGACGGUAUAACAUAGGUUUUCAUUUUUACGCUGAUGACACACAGUUUUACCAGUUUUUCAAUUCCUUAGACGGGGAUGAUCAGGUUAGCUCGCUUGCUCAGAUUGAAUCUUGUGUUCGGGACCUCGAUCGUUUGAUGGCCCCUAACAAACUCAAAUUAAAUAGAGAUAAGACUGAACUACUUGUUCAGUAUUGGUUCUAAACAUCGGCCGUGCCCACUUCUCGACAGUAUGAUCCUGGUUGGCGAUUGUCGUGUAUGUCCGUCUAAAACGGCCAGGAACAUAGGUGUAGAUUUUGAUCAAAUUUGAUCGCUAGAUAAGCAUGUAAAUUUAGUUUGCAAAUCUGCCUUAUUCCAUCUAAGGAAUAUUGUUAGGAUUAGGGAGUACUUAACUGUCGAGAGCACUAAAGCUCUUUUUCAUGCCUUUGUCACUUGUCGCUUGGACAGCUGUAACUCGCUGCUCACCGGUCACCAAAGUAUUUAAUCAUCAAGCUUCAACGGAUUCAAAAUUAUGCCGCGUGCUUUGUAGUUCAACAGCCUAGGGCUGCGCAUGUAACCCCUAUCCUCAAGGUAUUGCUUUGGCUUUCGGUGGAACAGCGAAUUGCUUUUAAAGUUUUAUUACUGGCUUACAAGGCAAUUAAUAACUUAGCACAUUCCUAUGUAGGUCAAAUUUUAGUCCAUUACAAUCUACCAAGGAGUUUAAGAUCUGUUGGAAAAUAUCUUUUGGAAGUUACUAGGGUACAUCUAAAAACUUCUGGAGACAGAGCCUUCUGAGUUGCCGCCCCCAAACUAUGGAAUUAUCUGAUUGAAAAUAAUCAUUGUUACAGUCCAAGCAAGUCAUGACUCUGGCAAUGUUCCCUUCUUUUUAAAAAAUGCUGAUUGUGGUAGCAGUGCUACUUUAACAAAAAGUGCGAAAAUUAUGUUAGUUUUUCCAAACUAUGCCAAAAAUUAUUCUAGCACAAUCUAUAAGUGCCUAUUUCCAAAGAUUGACAAUAUAUCUACUAACGGAGACGUAAAAACAGGAAUGGCUGUGAUUAAUCCUACUCCCACAGACUUUUAAAUAUUAAGAAAUGGAACGCUAGUCAAUGCUAGUCCACUUUAUAUAAUAACUCAAAUUAUUCUCGCAGUUUGAUUGGUUCUCGACUAUGAUCUAUUAAAGGACAGACGCACAACUGACGUCAUCAUUAGAAAGUUUUUCCCUCUC